AUGGCUGACCCGGGAGAAGAUACCAUUUUUGAGGAGAGAGAGGAGAACAUGGUUUCACCCACAGGUGGAAAACCCACCCUCAGAAUUGCCCGUUUCUCAAACCCACAGAGAUACCCACAAAAGGGAUGGCAAACAUGGGUUGAUCAGUUGAAACCUCUGUACCAACAGACAUGGAAGAAAGCUGGCAUAUAUGAAGCAAUCUUGGCUUCUACGUACCAAACCCUCCGACACAACGAUUUGGUCAUUGCACUUGCAGAAAGGUGGUGUAUUGAGACCAAUACAUUCAUCUUUCCUUGGGGUGAAGCAACUGUUUCAUUGGAAGAUAUGGUGGUUUUGGGAGGUUACUCUGUCUUGGGUGACCCUGUUUUUAGCCCUCUUUACUAUAUAAGACUUGAUCCAAGUUCAUCAAAAUCUGAUCAAAGCUCAUAA
This is a messenger RNA of Ilex paraguariensis (yerba mate), 429 nucleotides long. The record is from the annotation of a GenBank genome assembly. Lineage: Eukaryota; Viridiplantae; Streptophyta; Magnoliopsida; Aquifoliales; Aquifoliaceae.